This is a messenger RNA of Maniola jurtina (meadow brown), 3320 nucleotides long. Its product is annotated as glycerophosphocholine phosphodiesterase GPCPD1. Gene Ontology annotation, molecular function: glycerophosphocholine phosphodiesterase activity; starch binding. The transcript is spliced from 7 exons. The record is from RefSeq and is a predicted model, not a curated record. NCBI's taxonomy places the organism in Eukaryota, Metazoa, Arthropoda, Insecta, Lepidoptera, Nymphalidae. Bases 290 to 2575 code for a protein of 761 amino acids. Gene Ontology annotation, biological process: glycerophospholipid catabolic process.
GUUGAUGGCACAGGGUUGGUUUUUUGGUUUGGUGAAAUGAAAAAUCUUGUUCGCAUUGUUUGUUUUUUUUGAAUAAAACAAAAUCAAAAACAUUUGCUUACCAAAUUCAUAUCAGUGCUAUCACAGAAGUGCUAUGAAUAAUAAUAAUUAUGAUCAAUUCUUAAACUUAUCGAUAAUGUAUUUUAUUUGUUUGAUUCCCUUUGUGAUCAUAGCACAUGAUAGAUUUCGAAAAUAACAUUUUUGCUACGUGUAAUAUUGGCAAAAAUUUCUAUUUGUCGAGUAACAGAUUAUGCAACGUUGGUUCUUUUUAACAGAUAGUAAAAAGCAAAAAAUUAAAGUUCCAAAAAAUAUGUCUCUAAAAAUUCAAUCUGAACUACCGGAAAUCUUGUCCCAGAACUGGGAAUUCAGUGUAUUCGUGCCGAACAUUGGAGCCAAGGAAAAGGUAGUCAUAACAGGAAGCACCACCGAGCUCGGCGAAUGGAAUUACAGGAAAUGUGUUGUGCUCGAUUAUAUAGAAGAAAAGGACUUAUGGAUGAAAACUGUAGUCAUUCCAAAUACCUGUGAUGUCUUCUAUCGCUACGCCAUAUGUCUUAUAAACGAAGAGAACAAUGAUAUAAUUGUGCGCCGAUGGGAAACUCAUAUUCAUCCAAGAGUUAUCAAAGAAAAUAUUCUUGAACCUGUUAGUGAUGUGUUUGGUGAAUAUGAUGGCAAACACAGGGUCAGUAGAGGAUGGCUCACAAUACAAACUUUAGUUCAGCUUAAAUUUAUGAACAAUCCAUUGAAAUUGAAGAGCCGACUUAAUGGCAGGCUCAUGAACAUAAAAGUUACACCUGUGCAGUUAUCUUUUGGAAUGGAGCCUAAUGUCGAAGAUUCGUCUUUGAGUACAGACAUAACGGAUGUAGAAGUUCCAAUGGGUGUGUAUGUGGAGGUAGCGACUCUCGAUAAUGACCCUACCAUUUGCCAGUUGCAGCCUCAGGAACAGUUUGGUAGAGAGUAUAAACCAGAUGGAGUCCUCUUGGUCAAUGUAUUUGCUCCUAACCCAAAGGGCCUCGCAUACUUGAUAGACUUCUACUCAUAUAGCACUCGAGCUUCUAUAGAAGACCCUCCUUGCCACAUCGGGUACACCUAUGUCCUUCCUAAUAUGUUUAAACCUUCCGAAGGUUCUUUGGAAUUGCCUGUCACAUGUAAUGUAAAACACCGACCUCUGGGCACUGUUAAUUUUGAAUAUCUGAUAAUUUGCCCCAUGGAAGAUAGCCUCUGUAGCUUGGAUGUAUCUUAUGCAAAACAUUGGGAUCCAACUUGGACAGGACUGGAAGUUGGGCAUAGAGGCUUAGGUGCUAGUUUUAAAACAAAAGAGGGAAAUGCCAUUCGUGAAAACACAAUAGCUUCCCUUAAAAAAGCAGCUGCCAGCGGGGCAGACAUGCUGGAAUUUGAUGUGCAGCUCAGUAAAGACAUGAUACCUGUCAUAUAUCAUGACUUUCAUGUGUGUAUUUCAAUGAAAAGAAAAAAGGAGGUUGACUUCACUGAGAUGCUUGAAUUGCCAGUCAAAGACUUGACCUUGGAGCAUCUCCAGAAACUGAAGGUUUACCACCUAGUUGAGGGGCGCAACCAUGAAAUUUUGUUCUUUGAUGAGGAUUUAGAAGAGCACCAACCCUUCCCCACUCUAGAAGAAGCAUUGAAGACUUUAGAUGAACAUGUGGGCUUUAAUAUUGAACUGAAGUGGACAAUGGAGCUUAAAGAUGGUACAUUUGAGUUGAACAACCCUUUUGAUAUGAACACUUAUGUUGACAAGGUUCUGGAAGUUGUUUUGAAACAUGCAGGCCAGCGUCGGAUUGUCCUUUCCUGUUUCAAUCCAGACAUUUGCACCAUGGUCCGCAACAAACAAAACAAAUAUCCAGUCAUGUUUCUAACUGUGGGUGUUACAGAGAAAUAUCAGCCGUACCGCGACCCUCGCUGCUUGUCGGUGCCGGCGGCCGUACAGAACGCCAUCAGCUCCGAUAUUUUAGGCAUCGUGGCGCACACCGAGGACUUGCUUAGAGAUCCUACACAGGUGAAGCUAGCAAAGGACGCUGGUCUAGUCAUAUUCUGCUGGGGAGAUGACAACAAUGACAGGGACACAAUAAUGAAACUCAAGGAGAUGGGUUUGCAUGCUGUGAUAUACGACAAACUCGAUCAAUACAGCACUAAAGAAGUUAAGGAAAGCAUAUUCCUGAUGGAGGCGCGCGAGUCGCAGCGCGAGAUAAUGCGCCAGGCCGCGCUCGACGCGCUGCCGCUCAGCGACGCGUCGUCGUCCACGCACACCGCGGGCGACCCGGCCGCGCGCCCCUUCCUCGACCUGUCCGCGCGCCGCGCCGCGGGCGCGCCUUCCACCGUCACCUCGCUCGAGUCGCUCGCCUCCUCCAUCGACAUCCGCGACGACCCCGCCGACAGGAGCUUGAAGCGCAACCGAGACCUCAUUAUGAGCAUAGACAAAGAGUCUCAAGUGAAGGAACAGCGCGGCACGUUCAAGGGCCUGUUCCCAGCGGGCGACACGGCCAAGGGCUCUCCGAAGAAAUCGCGCGUAGACGACUUGUAAAGUUGUAACCCACGAAUUUAUUACGCUUAGAAAUACGAGUAAAUAGAACUAGGAUUUAGAUUAUUUUUCUCACUUUGCUCAAUUUCUUCACUCGACUUAGCUCAAUUAUCACCUUCUAGUAUUAUAUUAUAAUUUUUAUUCCUAUAAAGACAAAUUAUUAAAAUUGUCAUAUUAUUAUCUAACUUUUUUUAUUGAUGUGGUAUAGGUUUGAGUAUUAUAACUUUAUAAGAUAUCUGCCUUUAACCUUGUAUUGUAAUUUUCAUAUUUAAUAUAUUUAUAGAAAAAAAUAUUGUUGUAGAUAACUUAUGAUAAAAAGACAAAUAGACUGUUAGAAAAAAUAUCCUUUAAAAAUACUUACUUUUCACGAUAUGAAAGUUAACAGUUACCAAUGAACAAUAAACAAAGUAAUGUAUUUGUAUGUAAUUGAAUAUCAUGUCGUAUUGUAAUUAAAUACAUAAUAUAUGUAUAUCAAAUAAGUUUGUUAAUGUUUUUAUUCCAUUGGAACAUCGAUGUCAUUGGAACCUGUUUCAUCUUUUAUUCCAGUUUAGAUGUUAUACGAUCAAAAUCUACUAUCAUUUUACAGGAAUAUGUUCUCUAUAUUUUAUUUUAUAAUUGCCAAUAGAUGCCAACUUUGUAGUUUUGUUUAUAAGGAUUUGUAUUAAUUUAUAACUGUGAUAUUGGAUAAAUUUUGUACAAUAUUAUAUACAAUAGAUAAACAAUUAUUUUUCGUAUCUUCUACAAUUUC